Messenger RNA from Pteronotus mesoamericanus, 1191 nucleotides. It is a transcript of the gene SYT8, whose product is annotated as synaptotagmin 8. The coding region runs from base 1 to 1191 and encodes 396 amino acids. Lineage: Eukaryota; Metazoa; Chordata; Mammalia; Chiroptera; Mormoopidae. The record is from RefSeq and is a predicted model, not a curated record. Gene Ontology annotation, molecular function: clathrin binding; syntaxin binding; calcium-dependent phospholipid binding. Gene Ontology annotation, cellular component: plasma membrane; exocytic vesicle; synaptic vesicle membrane. Gene Ontology annotation, biological process: cellular response to calcium ion; calcium ion-regulated exocytosis of neurotransmitter; regulation of calcium ion-dependent exocytosis. The transcript has 8 exons.
AUGGGGCGCCCCCCAGGCCCCCGCAGAGCCCCAGCCCCAGCGGCCACCACAGCUACAGGGGGCACCACGGCCGCUCCCGGGCUCAUUCCGGACCUCGUGGCCAGGAUACCCUGGCCCCGCUGGGCACCCAUGGCCGCCGCCGCCGCCGCCGGGCUCCUCCUGGCCACCUGCCUCCUCUGUGUGCUCUUCUGCUGCUGCUGUCGCCGGCGCCGCACGAGGAAGCCCAGGGACAAGGAGGCCGUGGGCCUGGGCCGGGUGCAAAGCAACACCACCACCCGCCUGGUGCAGCCAGAGGUGGACGAUGUGCAGUCCGGCCUGGGGGGCGCCCCGCAGUGGGGGCGCCUGCAGCUCUCCCUGGAAUACGACGUUGGGAGCCGGGAGCUCAGGGUGGGCCUCAAGCAGGCCGUGGACCUGCGGGCCAGGAGCCCGGGCGGCACAGCGGACCCCUACGCCCGCGUCAGCCUGCCCUCUCAGGCCGGGCGCAGCCAUGAGACCCGGGUGCACCGCGGCACGCUCUGCCCCGUCUUCGACGAGACCUGCUCCUUCCCCGUCCCGCCGGAGGAGCUGCCCCGGACCGUCCUGAAGGUGGUGGUGCUGGACUUCAGGCGCUUUCCCGGGCACGCGCCCCUUGGGGAGCUCAGCCUGCCGCUGGGCGCCGUGAAUCUGCAGCACGUCCUGGAACUCUGGCACCAGCUGGGCCCGCCGGGCACCGCCGAGGCUGAGCCGACGGGGGAGCUGUGCUUCUCGCUCCGGUAUGCGCCCGGCUCAGGCCGGCUGACCGUGGUGGUGCUGGAGGCCCGCGGCCUGAAGCUGGAGCGGGCAGAGCUCUACGUGAAGGUCCAGCUCGCGCUGAGCCAGAGGAAGUGGAAGACGAGGAAGACGUCCGCCAGGAAGGGCGCGGCCGCCCCGUACUUCAAUGAGGCCUUCACCUUCCACGUGCCCUUCAGCCAGGUCCAGAGCGUGGACCUGAUCCUGGCCGUCUGGGCCCGGGGCCCGGGGCGGCGGGCCGAGCCCGUGGGGAAGGUGGCGCUGGGCCCCCGGGCCUCGGGCCAGCCGCUGCAGCACUGGGCGGACAUGCUGGCCCACGCCCGGAGGCCUGUCGUCCAGUGGCACCGCCUGCGGCCCGCCGGGGAGGUGGACGAGGCCCUGGGCCUGCGGCCCCGCCUGAGACUUCCCCUGCCCGGCUCCUGA